AUUUAUGUCAAUGAUGGCUCAGGAGGUUCAAACAUAAAGUAUGCAGAAAGUUAUAGAGUUUAUGCUCUCAAAGGUGAAAAGCCUUCAUUUAAGAACAGCUAUUCUAACGCAUAUCCUCAAAAGCUAACGGAUGGGGAAGUGGAUGAUAUGAAUGACAGCAAAAAUAUUAACAGAAAUGGCGACAGAGAUGCAUGGAAUUUGUUUACCAUCAGUCAAUUGAAGGUUAAACUUUAA
Messenger RNA from Trichomonas vaginalis G3, 234 nucleotides. RefSeq lists its product as uncharacterized. The transcript has a single exon. The annotation marks the transcript as partial. The record is from RefSeq and is a predicted model, not a curated record. NCBI's taxonomy places the organism in Eukaryota, Parabasalia, Trichomonadida, Trichomonadidae.